This is a messenger RNA of Aegilops tauschii subsp. strangulata, 1804 nucleotides long. Its product is annotated as glucan endo-1,3-beta-glucosidase 3. Gene Ontology annotation, molecular function: hydrolase activity, hydrolyzing O-glycosyl compounds. The record is from RefSeq and is a predicted model, not a curated record. Gene Ontology annotation, biological process: carbohydrate metabolic process. Lineage: Eukaryota; Viridiplantae; Streptophyta; Magnoliopsida; Poales; Poaceae.
AGGCCCUGAGGCCUCUCCCCGCUAGCCGCGGACUGCAGGCUCCAAGACACAGCAGGAGGAUCCAUCCAUCCAGGGGUACGUCUAGUUAAGCCUUAAGCUCUUGUGUCGACACGAUAGCAAGCUUUAGUUUCGUCCAGGAGAAGCACAAGCAAGCAAAGUCGAGCUUCUUGCGGCCACUUGAGGGUUCCAGGAGGUGUACGUGUUUGCAUCGUCGCUUCGCUCGCCGGAGAAAAGAAAAGAAUGUCGCGCGGGAGAUGGCAGGGAUGCGUUUUUGUUCUCGUCCUUCUUCUCUUCAGCGCGUCAGGCACUUCUCUGGGGGACAACACGAUCGUCCCUUCAAAUUCUCCGUCAGACUUCGCGAGAAUCAUCGUGCAGUCUAAGCAGACCAAGCGAGCGCAGGUGUGCGGCGGAGCCGACCACCGGCUGCUGCGGUCCCUCGCCAACACCGGCGCAGAGGUCAUGGUCACCAUCCCCAACUCACAUCUGCAGCACCUCGCCGAGUUCCGGGACGAGGCCCGGCUCUGGGUGGCCGCCAAUGUGGCGCCGUUCCUCCCGGCGACCAUGAUCACGCACGUCCUAGCGGGAGACGAAAUCCUGUCGUCCGCCUCCCCCGGAGACGCCGCCUACUCGCUGGUCCCCGCCAUGCGGAACCUCCACGCCGCCCUUGUCGCUGCCGGACUUGACGGCCACAUCAGGGUGUCCACCGUGCUCUCCUCGGUGCCGCUCGCCCCGUCGUGGUCCCCCGGCGUCGCAGGGCACGUCCUGCGGUUCCUGUCGGAGACCGGCUCGCCGUUGUUCCUCAAGGCUCGCACGUCGGAUGUCAGAGUCGACGACGUGUACGCCGCGAUGCGGGCGCUGGGCUUCUCAGGCAUCCCACUGAUCGCGGCAGAGUCGGCGGAGCUCGCUCUCAGUGGCGCGCUGGUGUACCACAGCUACUUGUAUGGCCGUCAUCCCAUGACCGCCGGUGGAGGUGGGAGGCGGUCGCUGGCGACGGGGACGUUCUGCGUGGCCUUGCAGAACGCGGACCCGACAGCGCUGCAGGCGGGCCUGAGCUGGGCGUGCGGGCAGGGGCAGGCCGACUGCUCGGCGGUGCAGCCCGGAGGGGCGUGCUACAAGCAGAACAACGUGGCGGCGCUGGCCUCCUACGCCUACAAUGACUACUACCAGAAGAGCGCCAGCACCGGCGCCACCUGCUCCUUCAACGGCACCGCCACCACCACCGCCACCGAUCCCAGCUCAGGAUCGUGCGUCUUCGCAGGAAGCACCAUGGCAGGAGACUCCACCUCCAACUCGAGCGUGCCGAGCGCCAGCCCUCCGACGAGCCUGGGCGCCCCUCCGUCAGACGAUCUCACUCCUCCGGUCAGCUCAAGCCCUCCGUCCGACUUCGGCCCCCCGGCAGCCGACACGGCACCUCCGACGAGCUUUGACGCUCCCGCAGGUGGCUUCGGACCACCGUCUGGCUUCAGUCCCCCGUCUGUGUUCGGCAGCCCGCCGUCGACGUUCGGCCCGCCCGGGAGCUUAACCGGGAGCGGGAGCUUCGGGCCGAGCGGCACCCUCGAGCCUUACGGCGUCGGGUGUCGCCACGUGGCCUCCUUGGCUGCCUCCACUCUUCUGUCCGCCAUUGUUCUCGCGGUCCUUUGCGCGUCACCAGAUCUGAUGUAAAUUCUCUGAGUAUACAGAGCUAACGCUGUCGUUAGCAUUACUAUUGCAUCUUAUGUUCUUGGUCUUGUAGAUGUCAGAUUCAAUGUUUAGGAAUCGUAUGUAUAUAUAUGAUUUGCAGAGUAUUUGGCAUUGCACUUGAGAA